This is a messenger RNA of Chroicocephalus ridibundus (black-headed gull), 3581 nucleotides long. RefSeq names its product Bardet-Biedl syndrome 12 (gene BBS12). Lineage: Eukaryota; Metazoa; Chordata; Aves; Charadriiformes; Laridae. Bases 250 to 2388 code for a protein of 712 amino acids. The transcript has 3 exons. The record is from RefSeq and is a predicted model, not a curated record. Gene Ontology annotation, biological process: chaperone-mediated protein complex assembly; photoreceptor cell maintenance.
GGCUGUUCUCCACCUGCAGGCUGCGAGUGACGCCGGGCUGGUUCACCAUGGGCGUUUGGGUUUGGCUGCGCCGAUCUAGGAAGCUCUUUCUUCCAACAGUAGUAGUGACAGUGUUGACUUUUAGGUAGACCAGGAUGCCGCCUUCUCUUUGCUGACCUCACUUGUGUUUGACUCUGAAAUGUAAUUCCACUUGACCCUUUAUCUUUUCCACCUCGGACUGGGUGGAAAAAGAGAUGCUGCCUGCUGCCCAUGGCUUUCAGGGAUGUGAAUGCAAGAAGACAUAUUGGACUUCAGCAGCUCUCAGCCUUGGCAUUAACUGGAAGAACAUUAUUGGGGCCAAUGAAAUCAUGUAAAUUCAUUGUGGAUGAAAGCACCAACCAAAGCACACUGAUCUGUUCUGCUGUUAGACUGAUUGAAAGUUUGGAUUUAACUAGUGCUGCCGGACAACUUCUUAAUGAAACCAUUCAGGCACAAAACAAGGAGUUUAGGACUGGGAUGAGUACCCUGUUGUUUCUCAUUGGUGCGUGGAGCAGUGCCGUACUGGAGUGCCUCCAGCAGAAUGUUCCUGUUUCAGCAAUAGUAUCUGUGAUGUCUGAGGGGUUGAACUCUUGCUGUGAGAGAGUCCAGUGUCUUCAAAUAUCAAUACAUGAUGUAAAUAAAGAGCUGUGUUCUAGCAGUGUUAGGCCAAAUGCUUUUAAAAGUAAAACUUGCCAAAUUGGAUGUGACAGUCUUCUAGAUCCCCACAUUUUCCUAUACGUUCAGAAAGAUAUUUCUGCACCAGAAGAAGUAAUUCCAAUAAAUCCUUGUUCCCAUCAAGAAGAUGAUUCUAAUUUUAACAAGCGCCUGCUUUCAUCUUUGGCCAGCUUGGGUUCAAUAGCUUCUCUUGUCAAACCAGUGGGUGACAAAAGUACAUCUUGGAUUUCUGGAAGUGGUGUUAUUGCAUCCAACUGUAAUAAACAAAAGUUAACCCAUAGCAGAUACUUCAGCACUUUAAGAAAAAGCCAUUUUUCAAGUCAGCAAGGUAGUUUUCAGGGAUACCUUUCAGGACCAUCAGCAGAUCCCUGUGAAUGUUACGGUUUAGGACACCUGGCAAUGGCUCUGAGCCAUGGAAAUCAGACUAGCGUGAAACUGCUGCAGAGCAUUGUUGCAUAUCAACGAGAGAGAGCAGAAUGCAGUGGCUCUUCUCAGUUUAAUAUUGCAGGAAUUGUGACAUGCUGUUUACUGGGCCUGCCUGAAAGCUAUUCUUGUGUCUCCCCAGGCUUUGUCACACUAGUGUCACCAGAACAAACCACAGUUAUCAAAUACUUUGAAGACAAACCCCUUCGGAUUCUGUUAAUGGAUGGUGACCUAACUGAACAAUAUCGUCACUUAGGUUUCAAUAGACCGUGUAAUGUAAGGACCAUAUUGGAGCAUCCUAGCCUACCAGAAGGCAAAGCAGACUUGUGGCUGAGCAGUAUGUUAGAUAUUCUGAUUAGCUUUGAAGUAAACUUGGUUUUGGUCAAAGGAAAUGUGUGUGAAAACUUAAUGGAAAGAUGCAUAGCAAACAGUAUAUUGGUAAUUGGUUCUGUGACUCAGGAUGUGCUGUGUGCCUUUGGGGAGGUCACCAGCGCCCAGCCAGUGACGUACCUCACCCAGCUGAACGCUUCUUGUGUGGGGAGCGGAGCCCAGGUGGGGCUGUGGAAGGCCUGCGAUGGGCGUGCAAUGGAUCUGGGUGAGCUUGUGCCAGUCAGGAUAAAAGUACAAGGAAUUCCCCUGCUCACAGCCGUGCUUACCACUACUGUAGCUUCAAAGAUGCAGCUCAUUGAAGACCAGUUCUGGACUUUAGCGUAUCGACUCCAUCAUGCUUUACAAGACGAGAAGGUUUUUCUCGGUGGUGGUGCAGCAGAGCUCUUAUGCCUUAGUCAUAUUCAGAUGCUUGCAAAACAGCCUUUACAGCCAUCAAAUAAAAAUGCUGUGAGAGAGUUUCACAAUCCUUGUCUGGCAGCAUCUGCGACAGAGUAUACAUCAGUUGUGCUCCAAGCGUUAGCAAGCGGUUGGAAGCAGUAUCUUUCAGUGGUUAUGUGUAACACUGCAAAAGCUGCAUCAGAGCUGGAAGCGUGUACCUCAGUUGAUCAUCACCUCAAAAAAGCAGCUGAGUGUGGCUCUCCCUCAGCAUAUAUAUUGAAAGAGUUUAGAAGAGGUGACCUGCUCAGGGGUGGUUCUGGUCCCUUUGCUGACGAUGGAGAGGGUUUAAAGGUUUAUGAUAAUGUUACAGCCAAGACAGAGGCAUGGCGGAGAGCUCUAGACUUAGUGCUGCUAGUGCUUCAAACAGAUGCCGAAAUUAUCACAGGUCCCAAAAGGAAUCAGCUAUUGAACUCACAUGUGUCAAGUGAAUUUAUGUUUUUAUAGGACUUGCAGGCUUUAUUUAUAUGCCCACGAGUCAGUGAGUGGAAGACGUCCAGGUGCAGCCUACAUUUCUUCAUAGUUUAUAAAGCAAACAUUGAGAUGUGAUUAUGACUGUAGAGUGUAACAGCGGAAAUCAGAAUGUGAGACAGUCACAAGGUAGAUAUAACUUCCUAUUUCUAGAAAUGGGAGUUAAAUAACAAACAAAAAUCACUUGUGGGCUUACCUCUAACUCCAGCUAUGCAUUUCUAACUAAAGACAUUGUCUGUAUGGAUAGAUUAAGCCGGUCAAACUGACUAAUCUUAUUUAGCAGAGCAGAUGUUCAGUUCUUUUAUUCAUUGUAAUGAGGAGCACUGGGCAGGUGGGUACAUGCCGAGUCUAGUUGGAAGAAAGUUUGAUACCAUGGAUGUGCUUAUGUUUUGAACAUGUUCUCUCUGUGUAUAAGGUAUUUGGACUUGUGUUCUGUAAAUUAAUCUUGUCUGAUGUCUUUUAAUGCCUUCUAAAGAAGGGUGGAGAUUUCUUACAUAACAUUGGCAUAUUUGUGUUAGAUGAAAGAAUAUAUAUAAAACCCAAAAUUUUUAAUUAAUAUCUUCUCUUAAUUUUUGUAUGUUGCAAAUGUAAGGGUUAAACUUGCAAUAAUUUGAGUGUUACAUUUUAUGCUAAGAGAUUGUAUUGGUACAUUCUACUUUUGCAUAUUUAUAUGGACCAUAUAUCUCCUAUUUUCAAAUAUAUACUCUUUGGAAUGUUUCUCAUUUUUACAUGAAUUUAGGCUGAAUCCUCCCUUUUGGUAUUACUAAAUGGAUGUAUCUCUACACAAAGUUUUCUUUUACAUUACAAGUUGGAUUUUUACAUUAUUUCCUUUGGGCUCUUUCAGUUAUCCUUGUAGAGAGGAAAAUGUUCUAUGUUUUAGCUGUUGGCUAAAAACUAAAAACAAAUCCCUCGUGAUGAUCGAAGCAAGGUAUUUUUAUUGUGUUUCACCAUUUAAAAUUUCAAAGCAGAGCCAUGGAGAACUGCCACUUUGUUGCAAGAAAGAGGUGUGUAACUAUGGAGAUAUUUUUUCUGCGCUUGGCAUUUUGAAUCGCACUUAAAGUGAAAUGUCUCACCAGUCCAGUGAAAACAGAAUGGAAAAAGAAUGGAAAUGGUGAUACUAAAGUGGAUUCUUGCUUUUAAGAACUAUCUCAUUAAAAUGCUAAUGGCUG